Molecule: messenger RNA, 1129 nt
Organism: Chara braunii
Lineage: Eukaryota; Viridiplantae; Streptophyta; Charophyceae; Charales; Characeae
Source: the annotation of a GenBank genome assembly
GCUGAUUGGCGGCAGCGACUGGCCCAGCCAGGACGACAAGUAGUGGGGACCGAUUGUAUCGACACCUUCUCUCUUCGGACCAGCGCUACUAACCGUACCCCUCGCCCUCUUCCCCAUCUCCAUCCCUACCCCGAGCGCCGAUGAAUCAUUUCUCCACCUUCUCUCUCCCCUCCGACCUCCAGAUCAUCUGGCCAUCCUGGGCAAACCCUCUCCUCACUCUAGAAAUCCGCCCCUCCUCCGCCCUUCCAUUCAGUUCUGCCUACGUUCGCAAGUGGUCUGAGUUCGCAACGAUUAGUGUGUGUAUGCUCACGGUGAGGUGCCACUGGUCACGCUACUAUAGCAAUCGCGAGCUAGAGCACUCUCAUGAGAUCUCGUUGGUGCUAGCGCAGCUGUGGCCGAAGGAAUCUGAUACCGAUGGUACGUUGGUGGGAUUGUUGUGUGGAGAGAUCGCCAAGGGAGGACGAGCCACGAUCGCCUACGAGCUCCUCACCUUUUUGUCGCAGCUCGUCGACGAUCUACCGACGGACAUCAUCUCCUAUAAUCCAAGCGAUCCGAAGCAGGCGGGACCUGAGACCUUGGAGAGGAAGUUGACGCCAACCAUAAUUUGGGCAAAUUGUAUGGAGGAUUAUGGACAGUAUCUGAGCGAUCACGAUCCGACGGCUUGGUGUUACUUGGACUUGGACGAGCUUGCACCAGACAACUCCGAUUUCAACGAGUUUUGGCAAGCACAUCGAGAGAACGAAGAGUUGCCAUCAGACGACGAUCCAGGUCGAAUAGCCAUCACCGGACUAUCGGAGGAGGAGCCAGAAGCCCAGUCGACUUCCAAGGAAGAAGGAGAGGCAUCAGCGCCUGAGCCCCGGGAAGCCUCGCAAGGACCGCCGCUCGCUCAAGGAGGAUCGGCCCUGAAUUCCACCGCCCCCUCGGACGCUGUUAGCCGGCACGAUGGCGCUCCAACCUCCCGUAGGCGCCGCCGCCCUCACUCACCUUCUCCGGCCGCUUCCGCCCCCUCCGCGCUUCGUCCCCGUCCUCCUCCCGGCUCAGACGUACCGUCCUCGUCCCGUCUGCCGCCGCCCCCUUGACUUCCUCCGCUUCCGACCCCUCCCCCAUCUCGAGUUUCCCCUAAACUAUC